GGCUGGGUGCUGAUUCUUGUCGCCUCAAAGAUUCAUCGAAAGAACCGUCAGCGGCCAUGUUCUGUUCAUCGCUCAGACAGCGAAAGGAUUGGGCGCAAAUAGUUCCAGCUCUCUCACGAAGUACCUCGCUAGAUUGGAAAGGCAAGUUGUAGGCCCCCAGCUUCAGAUAUCGCUUCUCGAGGCAGGGCAGCUGAAAAUUCGACCAACCUCUCCAGAGACAAAUCUCCGCGGCCACGACGUUUCCUUUGAGCUAGGACCACAAAGGCAGCGCCAAUCGCGCACCUUUAAACUCUUACUCCUCUCGUCUGAAGAAGCCAAAGCUGCAGAGGCCAAGACAAAGGUCGAAAGACUAUCCAUGCUCAAUGGUGGGCAAAAUGUGGCCAUUAUCCUUCUCCUAGACGGAAGCGGAAGAGUGGACUCGCUGGUUCACUUACAGAUGAGGUGAGAGCUCGCAUAUGCAGGGGUUAUGGCAUCUGCGGAAGCGCCCGUGCCUGACAGAAUCCUCAGCAUCCUUACGCAAGGCAUGGCCCAUGUGCCCAUAAUCCCCGUCUCGUCCACAGCGGAGCUAGUCACUCGCUUGGAUGUUUUACGACGUCAGUGUACAGCCAACGUUCCCCGCCAAAGCCAUGCUCAGGAAAUGGCUGAGGUUCGGGCCCUCGCAUCGCAUUGCGUGCAUGGACAGGCGCUUUCGCACGAACGUGUGAAUGUCUUGACGGAUAUCUCGAGUGGAUUAGGGAGCUUAGCGCAGCUUGCCUUUGAUAGGGAAGGGAGGAGGAAGCUUUGCGACUUGCUUGAAGACGAGGAGGGUAAUAGAGUGAUUUCAUUCUUUGUCAAUGGCCACGAAACGACUCUUCGGUUGGAGAUGCGAAUGCGGGAGCAGGCAGCGCAAGCACCCAGAAAUUUGCAAAUGGGGUCGGCAAACCUGUGAAUUGCGGCAUAUGGAUUGUUCCAGAGAUAGUUUUUUUGACAUGCUCAAUCAGCAGGGAAUAUGAUCUAGCUUGCAGUUGUUACGAGUACGAGCGAGUGUUUGAUUUGGCCGGCGGAGAUGAGAAUGAGCUGCCGUGGCGUGGAUGGAGCCAAUCUCAUCCACCAUGAUGUCUGUCCAUUCACAUCAAUAGCCCCAGGCUACUUGUUGAUCAUCACCUGGCUAUGGUGGAAUCUUGGUCUUCGUAAUCAUCACCACGAUCCAUGCUAUGAAGAAUUGGACGACAAGAGGCC
Molecule: messenger RNA, 1218 nt
Organism: Trichoderma asperellum CBS 433.97
Lineage: Eukaryota; Fungi; Ascomycota; Sordariomycetes; Hypocreales; Hypocreaceae
Source: RefSeq, a predicted model, not a curated record